Molecule: messenger RNA, 4598 nt
Organism: Globicephala melas (long-finned pilot whale)
Lineage: Eukaryota; Metazoa; Chordata; Mammalia; Artiodactyla; Delphinidae
Gene: DMP1
Product: dentin matrix acidic phosphoprotein 1
Biological process (GO): extracellular matrix organization; ossification
Cellular component (GO): extracellular matrix
Molecular function (GO): extracellular matrix binding
Source: RefSeq, a predicted model, not a curated record
GCUCCGGAUGCGCAGGCUCAGUGGCCAUGGCUCAUGGGCCCAGCCGCUCCGCGGCGUGUGGGAUCUUCCCGGACUGGGACACGAACUCGUGUCUCCUGCAUCGGCAGGCGGACCCUCAACCACUGUGCCACCAGGGAAGCCCAGUGAAAUGGUUUUUAAGGCAACAAUAGAACUAAAACAUUUAGUUUUGUUGUACAUGUUGUCCAUGGUUUUCAGUUUUGUUAUCUAGUUGCUCUGUCUGUUUUUAUGUGGGAAUUGGAGAGAUCCUAAAACAACGUCCUGUAAUACCCUUUGCCAAAACCUUCCCAGAAUCCGCUCUGACAUUAGAUUAUAAGUUUCUUCUAGGAUAGACCUCAGUCAAGACCUAUGAAACCAACAGGAAAUGUAAUUCAGAACCAGAACAGAACAUAGGGAAUUUACAGCUUCUGCCUAUGAACUUUGGUCUGUUAAUCAGCCCUGUAUGAAAAUAGACUCUCCUCUCCACAUUUUCUGCCCCAACCGCAUCGCAGUUCACAGUGAGAAAGUUAAAAACCCAUGAGUUAGAUGUUAGUUUCCUGGAUAACGCCGGGCACCCCAAUUCUCCAGAACCAGGUUGGUAGGAGCAUCAAUUAAAAUUUCCAACAAUCAUAACUCUUUCAAAAAAAGUCAGAGUGAAUCACGUGGGUACUGCAGGCAAGCUAAUAGUCUGGCCCAUUUAAAAGCCACUCAUUCAUUCAUAAAACUGUUUAUUGAAUGUUUAUUAUGACCCAGGCACCUAGAUAUUAGGACAAUAUACACCAGGAAUUAAAGGAAACAUCCCCACUCUUGAGGAAGUUAAAUUCAGGUGGCUUCUGUUCUUUAAAUAUUUGUCCAGUGGUCUUUCUACUGUUACCUGAGCAUGCUCCUUGGGAGUUGCCCACCUCAUUUCCAACUCCCUACACAACUUUCAGCACACUCUCUGAAGAGUCCUGGUCAAUACCAUUUUAUUCAUUUCAUUACUUUUUCAGGAAUGGCAGAAAAUCCCUUGGAAAUUGGUUUCUCCAGAUGCUGCCCAACUAGUCUUUCUUUUAAUCCAAUACUAAUUUCAGAGUCACCAGCGUUAAAACCAAAAUGUGGCAGGCAGUUGAGGGGAGUCAUGAAGUGCUGGAUUUAAAUUAUUUUCAAUUAAAAAUGAAAGUUACUUAGGGAGGUACUUUAACAUUUCCAAUCACCACAGAAUUCUGUAAGGGGCUACUUCGUUAGAUUAGUAAGAAUUUUGGACCUUUGUGUGUAUAGGAGGGUAGGGAGAUGAGAGGAAAAGGAGAUGAGUAAUGGAGGUUGUUAAAAGAUGAAAAGGGCAAGAAUGAAACCCAUCUUCUCAACACCAACAAUUUAGGCAAAUCUAGUAUUUUAGUAGGUUCUUCAUGUGCAACCUGGAAAUGUACAUUAACAGGAAACUUUCUACCUACUCCUUGACUCUCCUUUUCCCAUCCUUGUGUCUGCUGGGAUCUGCAAGUGGGUGGAAGACAUUGUCAUUGUUUAUAAUGCUCAUAAGCCUGCAUGGAUGUGAAUGACAUAUAUUUAGAAAUCAAAAUAAAGCUUUAGGAAGAUCUUCAAUUUAAUUGAAACUAGUCUAGUCAUUUGGGAACCACAAGAGCUUUUUAGGGAAAAUCUGCUUCUGUAAGCUGGAGGAAGUGUGGGUGUACUGGAGUCCCGGUCACACCUUGUGAUGUCAGUCACCCCCAGGCCGCAGCUGAUUGGCUGGGAAGAGCCGAAGCAGAGUUUAAAUUCCUGCACCAUCAGAGAAGUGUUCAGAACGUCAACACAAGAGUGGCUUCAUUGUCACAGAUUUCCUCUGUGAGAACAUCAGCCUGAUUGUUGAGACAUUUGGGGCAAAGUCUUUGUGAAACUGAAGAAGAAGUGUGUGUCUUCCACAGCAGAGUGGGAGCUGUGGUCAUGCAAUGCUUUCUGCAUGACAUCUAGAAGAUCCCACGUGUAAUAGCAACACUUCAGGCACUCCUCUUCUUCAAGAGCUAUAAGUUCUGGUAGAGGUGACAUACCCAGCAAUGAGGACCAGCAUCCUGCUUAUGUUCUUGUGGGGAUUGUCCUGUGCUCUCCCAGUAGCCAGGUAUCAAAAUACUGAAUCUAAGAGUUCUGAAGAAUGGAAGGGUCUUUUGGCUCAGACACCAACACCACCUUUGGAGAGAAGUGAGUCAUCAGAAGAAAGUAAAGUUAGCUCAAAGGAACAGGUAAAUGAAGACCCCAGUGACAGCACUGAAUCAGAGGAGGGCCUGGGCCUUGAUGAUCCGCAAUCCAUUCAUAGACCAGCUGGUGGCCUUUCUAGGAGCGGAGGAAAAGAAGGAGAUGAUAAAGAUGAUGAUGAAGACGAGAGCGGAGAUGACACCUCAGCUGAUGAUGACAAUGGCCCAGGACCCGAAGAGAGGCGAGGAGGGAACUCCAGACUCGGAAGCGGUGAGGACCCCACUGACAGCACACAGUCCACGGAGGAUGGUGUCCCACGGGGGGAAGACAGUGCUCAAGACACCACCAGUGAGAGCAGGGACUUUGCCAGUGAGGACGAGGGGCACAGCAGGCCUGAGGGACGUGACUCCACUCCAGGCAGCGAGAGUGCAGAGCAGUGGGUGGGAGGCGACAGUGAGGGAGUCGGUAGCCACGGGGACGGCUCUGAGUUUGACGAUGAAGGAAUGCAGAGUGAGGACCCCAACACCUUCAGGAGCGAGAGAAGCAAUUCAAGAAUAAGCAGGGCCAGCAUCAAGUCAAAAGAUUCGAAAGGGAGCAAUGGGCAAGCAAGGACUCAGGGUUCCGGUGAAAGCCCGUCAGUGGGGUAUCCCAGUAGGAAAUUUUUCAGAAUGUCUCGCAUCUCGGAGGAAGAUGGCAGAGGUGAGCUUCAUGAUAGCAACACCAUGGAAGAAAGCAAGAGUGACUCCGCAGACUACCCCGACUCCAAAGAAGCUGGUCUCAGCCCAUCCAGGGAACACAGCGAGAGUGAAUCUCAACGAGAGAGCGAGGAGGGUCAGUCCCCAGAAGACAGUCAGGACGUCCAAGACCCCAGCAGUGAGUCCAGUGAAGAGGGUGACCUGCCUUCUCAAGAAAGCAGUAGUGAAUCUCAGGAAGAGGUCGUGCGUGAGUCCAGGGGUGACAACCCCAAUAACGUUACCAGUCACUCAGAAGAUCAGGACUCCAGUGACUCCAGUGAUGAGGACAGCUCGGAUAAACCCUCCAGUUCAGAGAGCAGAUCCAGAGAGGGGCAAACCGACAGCGAAUCCAGUGAGAGCCUCAGAUCCUCGGAGGAAAGCCCGGAGUCCACCGAAGAGGAGAACAGUUCCAGCCAGGAGGAGCCCUGGUCUCCCAGCGCCUCGACAGAGAGCCAGAGCCGGGAAAGCCAGGAGGACAGCCCGUCUGAGGAGGAGCAGAGCAGCGAUUCCCAGGACAGCAGCAAAUCAGAAGAAGAGAGCGACUCAACUGAGAGCACAUCAAGCAGCGAGGAAGACAUCCAGUCCAGAAACACCGAGAUAGAAAGCAGAAGGUUGACAGUCGAUGCUUAUCACAACAAACCCAUCGGAGAUCAGGACGACAAUGACUGCCAAGACGGCUACUAGCACGGGCGUUCCUGAGUGCCUCUCACAGACACGUGUCUUGGGGGUUGGAGACUAGGGAAAUCAUGAGAACUGUAAUUUAUUGAUGUUUGUAUCAGAAGAAUAACCAGAGACCACUCCUUUAUGAAAGGAAAUACUGGACCUUAUACUUCUUUCUAGGAUGUCACCAAACCAUAGAGGUUUCAAUAAUGGGGAAUUUCACUAGAAUACCCUCAAUGAGACCUGACGCAAGGAAAGAUGUGCAUUAUAGCUUCACAGCUGAAAUAGUUCCUAACUCAUUAACCUAACACACCGUUACUGAGAUUCUGUGAGGUACCAGGCACUGUGCCAGGUGCUGGGGAUAUAAAGAAGUUAAGACUUAUUUCUUGCUCCUGAGGAGCUUAUGGAGGGAUAAAUAAAGCGAAAGAGGGAUACGUAGGACAGAAGCAAGAAUUACUACUAUCCAAUGAGGUGAGUCCUAUAACACAGGUGUGCACAGAACACAUGGGAGCACAGAGCGGGGACCAACUUUGCCUUAGAGAAUCGGAGAAGGCUUCACAGCAGAAAAGACACUGGACUUGGAGCACUGCAUAGGAUUUCUCCAUUUAAGAAAAGACAGUUCUAUUUAUUCUUGGUACAGGCAAUAGAAAAUCCUGUAUGAAUAAAUAUUUAGUUUGUGAAAGCACUUUCAAAUUAUGGCAUGGUGAGGUGUUUUGGAUAAGCAAAACUUUUUUUUCAAUUAAUUUAUACUUUUCAAUGUUUUUUGUGGUGCUCCAGUGAGCAUCACCUCCCUGCCCACUGGUGAUGAUAUGGAGGAAUGGUUUGGGAAGAGUGAAAAAGAAAAUUCCUCUUUAAAUAGACAACUUUCAGCUUACUUUUUUCUAAGACCAGUCUAUGUGCAAUGUUAGAAAAACUGUUCUCAGAGUCCUUUGCCUGGGUCGCACGUAGCAAAAUUGUGUGUAUAGAAUUCAACUGAUUUUUGCCAAAUACCCUUUGAAAUGUUACCUCAACAUAAAAUAUUUGUUUUGUAAUAAAGAUAAUAAU